GUGGCGGCGUUCCAGGCCGUCAACGCGGCCGACGUUCGCGGGCGGACCCUCCACAACGCCUGCGGCCUUGGCGUCGACGCGGCCGCGCUGGACCGCGCCGUGAGCCAGGAGGCGGCAAAGAGAAUGAGCUACUGGAGAUGGCUCGUCGUCGACGAGGUCAGCAUGGUCAACGCGCGGCUGCUGGCGCAGGUCGAGCAGCGGCUGCGGGCGGUGGUCCCGUCGGCCAGCCAGUGGAAGCGCGGCGUGGCCGGGGAGUCGCGGCCUUUUGCGGGCGUCAACGUGCUGCUGCUUGGCGACUUCUACCAGCUGCCGCCGCCGAGCGGCGGCUACCUUGCGGACGUGCCCAGCAGCCGGCGCCCGCCGCGGCUGAGCGCGGCCGCCGAUGCCGAGCCGGACCUGUUGGCGGACUACGGCAGAAACUUGGUGUGGGGCGGCGCCUUGCAAGGCGUGACGGAGCUGGAGGAGCGCGAGCGCUGCAAGGACGACUGGUGGAACGAGGUCGUGGACGAGCUGCGGCGCGGCGAGCUGUCGGAGGAGAACUGGCGCUACCUCCACGGCAAGCCCGUCGCAGGUUGCCGGCUGACCGCGGCAGAGCGCGAGUCCCGGCGCCGGGUCAUUGCGGGGCCGGGCGACCCGCGCUUGGGAGAAGAGAAGUUCCGGUGGGCGGCGGCCAUUGUUGCCAACAACGACGCCAAAUACCAGAUCAACAAGGACCGCGCCGAGGACUACAGCCGCGCGGCCGAGUCGCCGCUCCGCUGGUCUGUGGCCCUGGACGCGCCGUCCGCCGAGGUUCUGCAGACGCAGGAGUGCGACAAGGCCGCGCGGGUCCGGUGGCUCCAGUAUCACGACCGGGACACCGAGAACCUCUCCGGCAUGCUGCCGCUAGCCGUCGGGAUGCGCGUGGUCUUGGCCGACCACCUCGAUCGCGCCGAGGACAAGCUCCUCCUCCGAGGCAGCGCCGGCCGCAUCCACUCCUGGGUCUGGAAGGAGAACGACCUGCGGCCGACUUGCGUCUAUGUGAAGUUUGACGGGGCAACCUGGCAGCUCGACGGGGCGCCGGAGCCCGGCCUCUACCCGGUCUACCCCGCCCGCAAGGUCUGGAAGCUGGACGCCAAGCACAAGAAGCCGGUCCUCAAGAUCGCGCGGACGCAGCUGCCGCUGGCCCCGGCCUACGCGAUCACGGCCCACGGCAGCCAGGGCAAGACGCUGCCUGCGGCGCUAGUGGGCUUCAACGUCGACAAGCGGACUGACGUGACCUUCGGGACCGUGGCUGCGAGCAGGGUCCGCUCCAGGGAGGACGUCUUGAUCUUGAGGCCGUUCGAGCGCUGGCUCUACACGCGUGGCGCGCCGGAGGGCCCGGCGCUCCUGCUGCAGCAACUGCGAGCUCCGCGGCGUGCGAGAAAUGCAAAGAGGCCAAGACGCUGGACUCGUCCGGGCCAACCGCUCGGCCAUUUGCCUUGCCUGCGGCCCCGGCAAGGGCGAGCAGAAGACGCUGAAGCGGAAGCUGCCCUCCGGCCUGGCGCGCUUGGACUGCCGCGGGUGUAA
Molecule: messenger RNA, 1545 nt
Organism: Effrenium voratum
Lineage: Eukaryota; Dinophyceae; Suessiales; Symbiodiniaceae
Source: the annotation of a GenBank genome assembly